Mytilus californianus (California mussel) is the source of this 6568-nucleotide messenger RNA. RefSeq names its product HEAT repeat-containing protein 1-like. Gene Ontology annotation, molecular function: snoRNA binding. The record is from RefSeq and is a predicted model, not a curated record. NCBI's taxonomy places the organism in Eukaryota, Metazoa, Mollusca, Bivalvia, Mytilida, Mytilidae. The transcript has 44 exons. The coding region runs from base 103 to 6546 and encodes 2147 amino acids. Gene Ontology annotation, biological process: maturation of SSU-rRNA from tricistronic rRNA transcript (SSU-rRNA, 5.8S rRNA, LSU-rRNA); positive regulation of transcription by RNA polymerase I. Gene Ontology annotation, cellular component: small-subunit processome; 90S preribosome; t-UTP complex.
UGCCUGAUAAAUAAACCAAAACAACAACACGUGCGUGCUAUGGUGCACCAUAAGUAAACUCAUACUUUACAGUCAGUAUUGGAAAUUUGCUUAUCCUUGAAGAUGACAUCUUUAGCAAAGCAGUUAGAGAGGCUUGCAGUACCACAUACACAGACUGUGUUUGGUGAAGAUAAAAGGAAGAAGUCAUUGUUAUUUGAUCCAAAAGAAGCUGCUGGGCUAGACAAGGAAACGUUUUUUGGUCUAGGAACUAAUGGACUUGAAGAGUUAGAAACCAUUGAUGAGAGUUUUGAAGAAUUUGAGGAAAAUCUGUUUGCCAAUUCUUCGUUAAGUUUUGAAAGAAGUAUACAAACAAAGGAAGUAAAUGACAAGCUUGAUGAAACAAUAGAUAGAUUUCUGUAUCGUUUAUCUCCAUAUUGUCUGCUCAAGCCAGCACACAAAGCAUUAGAAUGGCUAAUAUACAGGUACCAUAUUCACCAGUACAAUGUAGACAGUUUGAUGUUAUGUAUGAUACCGUACCAUGAGAGUAAAAUAUUUGUACGUGUGGUUCAACUUCUCAAACUGAAUUCAAAGCUUGCUACAAAAUGGGAUUGGCUGGAAGAGAUUCAGAAAACUGGAGUACAUUUAUCAAGGUCAGCAUUAGUUAACCAUUGUAGAACUGAUCCAGGAUUUAUGGCUUUGAUCUGUGACACUGUGAUCAAAGUUAUCAAGGCUCAGGAGUCAGUAGACGAAACAAUGCCACAAUUAAGGACAUGGUUUGCCUUUUACAUGACCACAGCUAUAGGUGUCAUGGAAACAGGUGGCAUUAAGGAAGAAUUUAUAGCCAUGAUAUUACCACACAUCAGUCAAGGGUUAAAAUCUAGUAUACCUAACUAUAAAGCAGCUACUUAUAUGAUGAUAGCAGAAUUGUUUCACAAGGUCACCUUGAAGGAUAAACUUCUGGCUACACUGCUGAAUACAAUCUGUAAGUACAUUUCACCACGGUUAUUGACAGAAGCUUUGUCAUGUAUGCUGUUGAUGUUCCAGUCACAGAAUAUUACAGGAUUGUCAAAAAGGGCUUUUAAGAGGCUGUGUAGUCAACCUGCACUGGUAGAAACACUGGUACCUUUAUGUAACCAGUACAAGUCAGACAAGUUCAUACUGGCUUUAUUAGAAAGGCUGAUUCCUGCCGCCAUUAAACCAAUAAACUUCAUGACUAGUGGCAGUGAUAGUAACGAGUCAGACACAGAAGUAGGUGGCAGUACUGAAUUAAAUGUGGCUCUACACAGAAUUCUAUCUGAUGUGGCUUUAGAGGAAGGUCAGGAUGAAGUGGUUAUAAGGAAUAUUUUGGAUAAAUUGAUGAAAUGUAGUGGAAAGUUUGAGCAUGAAGAAGCUGUGAAGGAUUUCUGUAACAAAUUCACUGUAACCAUGAGGAUGCUGGAAUCCAAAUACCCCAAGGCAGUUGACAGAAGUAUGGAAGACAUUCUACAGAAUGCAGAAUCUGACAAGACAAGAGAGUUAAUGGAACAAUUUAUGAAUCAGAUGGUAUUUUCUGUACAACACCAUCUUGUACCAGAAUCAAGUGCCAGUCUGACAUUAUCAUUAAACCAUCGUCUACCAACAGUCAGACAGAAAGCUACUGAGUAUUUAUUGAAAAAUCUUGAGGAGGCACCAGAUGAUGACUUUGUCAAUGAUGUCUUACUGAACCGCCUGAGGGAUGACGAUAAAGAUGUUGUCAAAGCUGCUUUGGAAUCAGGAUCAAAAAUAUGGGAUUUGGUGACAGAGAAGGAUGAAUUGAUGAAAGUAUUAAAACUGUUGUUAGAGAAGGUGGAUAGAGAUUCUGGGUGGAAAGAUAUGAUGUUGUCAAUACUAGAAGUUCUCUGUAGCUGUGAAGAAGAUAAAGAUGAUGAUCAGAUAUUACUAACGUUAUUUCCAUUUUUCCUGAUCACUGAUUGGAAAGGAUAUGAACAUGUGGCGUUCAUCCUUAAUUCACCUUUGGCUAAGAGACAUAAACUUUUAAAACAUGUCAGCCAGACAUGGGGUGUACAGAAAACAUCUGGUUCACCUAUCAAAUCACCAAAAUCACCAAAAUCACCCAAAUCUCACAGGAAGAAGAAAAUUGAAUAUAAAGGAGAUGAUAAUCUUGCAGAAAAUAUGAUUGACAGUUUUGGACAUGGAUUGAUGGCUUGUACUGAACAGCAGAGAGAUAAUAUGAUUAUUGAAUGGAUGAGUGCAGACUUAGAAUGUAGAGGGCAGUGUUUCAUACUUAUGAUACUCGACCAAUUAUUAACUUUGGUGAAAACCCAGAAGGAAAAGGCAUUUAUCUGUCUACAGAUACUCCACAUGAUAAAGAAACUGGAGAUUGAGGGUGAUGGAGAAAUAACAACAAUCAGUAAAGCUAUAAACUCCACCUGUAAUCAGAUAUUUAAUGGAAAGACGAUUAGUUUCACCCUUGUACUGUCUGUCUUAAACAGGAUGAUGGCAGCUAUUACCUUACCUAAAAAGCUCAAGGAUGUAAAUUACUGGUGUUACCAUGGUAAUAAAAAUGCAGAAGAUCAGAUUCUUGUUGUGUUAGUGGAAAUGUUUGAUUAUAUAUUAGACAAAGCGACCCAGGCAUUACCUUGUUCAGAGUCAUUCAGAGAUUUAUUUACAGAGACUGUUGAGGUUGUUUUCCCAGAUUCAGACUUACUAUUUAGAUUUCUAGGUCUACUUUGGACCCAGCAUUGUAACACCUCUGAAUCAAAGCUUGAAAUCUCACUACCAUUACAAGCCAGAGCAUUACAGAUUGGUAAAAUACACCUCCAGGAAUUGAGAUCUGGAAGUUUUACAGAAACAGACUGGACUACAGCAAUAAUUAAUUUAUUCCUGACGACAACAAGUUUAAACAAGUCCAUUCGAGAGAUGUCGGUGCAGUGUCUACAGAUCGUUCAGAACAAGAUGGAGGACUCCGCAUUCACUCCUGUCAUCAAGAAAGUGCUGAGAUGUUUACCAGAAAUUGUGGCUGACCCUGAGUUCAUUGAAUCUGUAAUGAAAGCAGUUUUCAAAUCUAUGGAUGAAGAAAAAGAGAAAACACCAAAGAAGAAGAGACAGUCUAUAACGCAAGCCAACAAAGAAGAAGCUCUCACAAUGAUCCUGGAUGUUAUAAGUGAUAAAUCUACCCCUCAUUUCAUACAGAAAUCUUUGUUGGAGUUAAUUAGGCAUUGUCAUAGCAGGAAAAUUCUGACAUCUUUGUUACCUAAGCUACAGCAAGAUUUGAAAGCACUGGAGGAUGGAAAUAAUAUGAGAGUAUUAUUUGACUGUUGUAAGAUGAUUUUGGAGAGAUUUGACCCUGAGUUUGGAGAGGUCAUAGAUUCUGAUGGAAUCCCUGUGUUAAUGUCUGCCUUGAAAUCUGCUGUGUGUAUAGACGAUAAUGAAGAUACUAUUCAACAAUUCUCUAUUUAUAUGAUAACAAAAGAUUUGUAUACAUCCCUGCAAAUGGAAUCACAGAAGAAAAUUCUAUCAACUUUAUAUUCCCUGUGGACAGAAUCAGAGAAUCCCUAUGUUCCCUCUUCUAUUAGGAAAACUCUUAGACAUCUUCCACUAAAUGGUAGCCAUGUUGCUGAUGAGUUGGAACAGUGUCUUAGUGUCUCAAAUGUUGGAACCCUAAGGGAAGCUAAAAGGAAGAAAAGCAGGCCAUCAGAAAUAGUAAAACCAAAGGAAGAUGGGUUUGAGAGUUUGUCAUGGCAACGAGUAACUGUGAUCCUAGAAUCUGUGCAGGGGAAGAAGAAAUUAGAAAAUUAUCAUGUGCUUCUGCCCAUCUGCUUCAACCUUAUGUCUAGGAUUUUGGAAUCAGAUGAUCACUCUUCAGGAGAAUACAUCAAACAAUUGGUACUGGCAUUAAUCCACCAUGUGUGUAGUAAAGUGGAUGUGGAUCAAACACAAAAACUAAUACCAGAACAAACAUUUAACAUGGAAUUGAUUGUACAGUGCGUAAGAAGUUCUGACAAUCCACAGACACAUCACCAGGCAUUACUGGUUCUAACAGUAGCUGCAGAACUUUACCCUGAGAAACUGUUACACAAUAUAAUGUCUGUGUUUACAUUCAUGGGAGAUACUAUACUGAGACAGGACGAUGCAUACAGCUUCCAUAUCAUCAGUAGAAUACUAGAAACAGUUAUACCAGCAUUAGUUACUGCAUGUGGACAAAGAAAAAGGGUACACAGGACUGUAUCUAACAAACCAGAAGAUGUCAUCACCAUGGUGAUUCGUGUAUUUGUUGAUGCCUUCCCACAUAUACCAAAUCACCGACGUCUGAUGUUGUUUACUAAACUAGUUUCUAUAGAGGGUGAUCUAUCUUAUCUGUGGAGAACAUUGUUACUAAUGACAGAACAAGUGGUCAGUAAAGGACCAGUAGUGGACACUGAGGAUGAAAGCACAGAAAAGAUUGACUCUGCACCAGACAGAGAGUUUAGAUUAAAUCUCUGCAGCCAUUUUACUUUGCCUGUACAACUGUCAGCUGCCAUAGAUAUAAUUGAUUACAUAAUGAAGCUUCCAGAUGAUAAGGACAUGGAAUCUUCAGCAAAGACGGUAUCUCUUCCCAAAUCUCUGGGACAACUAAAGAAAGAUGAUGUAGAACUGUUUAAUGUACAGUUUCAUACAGCCAAACAACUGAGACACUUUAGAUAUGAAUCUUUACAGCUGCUGAUAUCUCUCUUCACAAGUUCAACUUUCCUGUCACAGGUAUCAAGAGAACUAAAUGAAGAUUUACAGCAGGAUUUCCAGAAGUUGUUAGAAGUAAUAAUGGGAUGCCUGGCUCAGCUAUCAAAAUCUGUAGAGAAACAUUCAGAUAAACCAACAGCAAAAUUCUGGAGAGCUUUGUUUCAUAAGAUAUGUGAACUCUUAGAUAAGGUGGUAACAAUUUUACCAGAGAAAUUAUAUCUCCAAGUGGUAUUUGGUCUGAUGGCUCAUGAACUGUCACAUGUUAAGAGAAAAGCAAUGGAGUUACUGAAUGGUAGAUUACAUCAACAGAAAACAGAAUUUACUGGAGAGGAGGAAGCACUAUUACUCCCUCUGGUGGAUCAGUUAUGUGAAGUGGUUACCACAAUAACAUUGACAGGAGAGACAUCUGAGGAAAAUGCAGUAAACGGACAAUCAGCUUUCUACAGUCUCAAGUUAAUGAGUCGACACCUUGGUCACAAAAAUCAUCACACAUUUACUAAGGUUUUAAAGCUAGCCAUUAAGGUGUUUAAGAGGAGAUCAGAUAACUUACAAGUAGCAGGUUGUGCUUUAUUGUGUGUAGCAGAGUUAUGCCAUAGUCUCAAGGCUCAUGCUAUUCCUCAUUUGUCAGAGUUUAUGCCAUUGGUUCUCAAAGAAAUGAAGAAUGAAGAGAGGCUAACCAGUAAUGACCUGUAUAUGUUGAGUAUAGUGACAGCAAUACAGAAAGUUGUGGAGAAUUUAUCUCUAUUCCUUAGUCCUUAUCUUGAAGACAUUUUAUUCCAUAUUUGUAAUUUAUCAACAGACAGUUUAAAUGAUGAAGCAUUACAGAAGCCACAGUUACAACUUCGACUGAAGUCCAUCAGACAUACAUUAGCCACAACACUGCCACCAAGAGUUUUACUUCCUACUGUGGCAUCAUGCUAUCAUAGACUGGAAAAGAAAGAGAAAUUGUCCAGUAUAUGUUCUGUGAUGUCAGUGUUAGAGGAGCAUAUACAGUCCAUGUCAAAGGAAGAUUUAACAGCACACAUACAAGACUUACAGAAAUUCUUCUUAGAUGGUCUUAACUUCAGGUUCUUAUACUGUGAGCACCCAGAGAAGCAGAUUUCAGCAGUAGAAGGCAGCAUUAUAGAAACUUUUAUCACCAUGGUGAUGAAGCUGUCAGAAUCAACUUUCAGACCACUUCUCUUUAAGUUAUAUGACUGGGCAAGUAGAGAUGAAGAAACAAAAUACAGAGUAAUGGUGUUCUACAGACUGGCUGAUAGGUUGGCAGAGAAAUUGAGAAGUUUGUUUACAUUAUUUGCUAGUCAUAUAGUUCAGCAUGCUGCAAGCAUAAUAGAGAAAAAUAACAUUUCAAAAGCAGAAGAACCAUAUUUUUGUAAAGGAAACAGAGGAAGGAGAUUGUCCAAUCAGCUUCUUUGUUACAUAUUUGAUUGUUUGUACAAGUGUUUCUUAUAUGAUACUGAAGGAUUUGUUACAAAGGAGAGAUUUGAUAGUUUAAUGCAGCCAAUGGUUGAUCAGAUUGAGAAUUUCCAUCAUAAAGAUAAACAUUAUGAAAAGAGAAUUACAGACCAUCUGGUUCCCUGUAUAGUACAGUUUGCUGUUUCUUCUCAAGAUGAUUCUUUAUGGAAGAGCAUUAGUUACCAGAUUCUGUUGAAAACUAGGCAUGAUACCUCAAAGGUGAGGUAUGCAGCUCUGCAGUGUAUUGAUGCGUUCCAUCAGAAGUUAGGUGAAGAUUUCAUGCCAUUAUUGCCAGAGGCCAUACCAUUCUUAGCAGAGUUAAUGGAAGAUGAUAGUGAAGAGGUAGAAAAGAAAUGCCAGUCUGUGAUAGCUGAAAUGGAAAAGACAUUGGGAGAACCUCUCAAGAAAUAUUUUUAAAUAAAGAAAUUAUUUCAAAUCA